Messenger RNA from Stylophora pistillata, 1685 nucleotides. RefSeq lists its product as uncharacterized. Lineage: Eukaryota; Metazoa; Cnidaria; Anthozoa; Scleractinia; Pocilloporidae. Gene Ontology annotation, cellular component: nucleus. Gene Ontology annotation, molecular function: metal ion binding; NAD+ poly-ADP-ribosyltransferase activity. The record is from RefSeq and is a predicted model, not a curated record.
AUGGCUCGGAAUCGAUACGAAGUGAAACUGUUAGAGCAGAUUAGCGGGUUUGCAGAUGAUUUAAGAGAAACUUUUGUCAGCGAACGAACCAAAUAUGAGGUUGAAAAAAGGCUAGAAAGUGAAGUGACUGAAGCUGAUCAACUUGUUAUCAAGUCAAAUGCUUGGAAAGAGGAGAAAAGAUUUGGUUUUACCCUGGACGGAAAGAAGCUGUGCCUUGAAUACCUUACAACGGCUUCAUGUCAACCUCCAGAGGGAUUCUGUGCGCUGUGGCACAUUUGUAAAGGUUUUAUCCAAGGAGAUUGCGAUGGAGGAUGUGGCCGAUCUCAUGACUUUCACGACAGGGAAAACCAGGCAAAAACGGAAGAGGUUGGACUUAAAAGUUUGGCGAAUGAAUUGAUCAAGAACAUCGUUGCUUACCGACUGCCUCAGGUUUGCCUUUUAUACCAGAAUGGUAAAUGCAACGAUCCCGACGAAUGUCCUUUCCUUCACAUUUGCGUUAACGCAUUGACAAAUAUCUCAUGUGAAUGCGCGUUAUCACACUGCUUCACCGAUAGACGAAGCGGGAGUAUUCUGAAAAGAUAUAGUCUUAGCCCGUCUAUAUGGUUUAAAUCAGAGAGACUAAUUGAGUUCGUGCGCUGUAAUAUUAUUAUACCGAUAGAACAAGUAGCUAUACCUGCUAGAGGGUCCGACGCUCUCCUAUUGUCCCAGAAAGAAAUAUUGUCUACUAGCGGUUGUGUAGUUCCUGAUGUACAAGAUCACACAAGAAAACUUGCAGCGCUUGCAUUAGAUGACGCAAGAGCCAGCUGUCAAAAUCCGAGUUGUAGCAUGAAACCGUCCGUUUGUAGAACUGGAAUGAGGUCUCCUCUCGUUUACCAUAACAGUGUAGACAGAAGAAGAUCUUUAGGGUGUUCAUCGACCUUGUAUGACUUAAAUAACAACCUCGAUUAUGGUAGAGAAAUAUUUCCAAACUCGAAUAAUGCUGGCCAGAAAAGGGCAGGACCUCCUCAAGCGCAUCACUGUCAACAAGAAUCACAUCUAAGCAUGCCUUCGACUGAUUCCAAGAUUCUAGGUCUUUGUCAAACUUUUGCAACAAGUGACGACUUGGACAGGGCUUUGAGAGCAAGUCUAUGCCCUGACUCUACAAAAAAAGUGGAUAGUUCAUAUCCGGUAUGUCACACGACACAAGUCGAGUCAACGGAGUCGGUAUUGAACGACAAAAAAUCAACUCCAGAGUUAAACGCCUCACUGGGUGAUGCACUCAUGCGUUCCACGCUAAAAAGUAAAAAGAAACAGAUAUACAAAAGAAGAAAAAAACAGACAGUGCAUUCAUCUCAAGGAUAUCAGAGGUCAGGAGCUAGCGACAAGCGAGAACAAAAACGGUACAGGAAGUCAUUACCAAAACAUGGGUUUUCUCCAGAGUCCUACCAGAGCUAUACACGUGUCCCUUUGGAGCCAAAUUCCAGUGAAUUUCAAGAAGUGGAGCGCUUGUUCAGAGAGAGUAUGAAAGAAGACAAGGUCAUUGUCAGUGUAGAACGAGUGGAAAAUCCGUUUAUGUGGGAGACGUUUUGUAGGUAAAUAGCAAUAGUAUUUAUUUCCACCGGACAGCGUGACAUGCCCCCCAAGUUCUGAUUGUUAAUUCUCCCCUCUAGUUGCUAUAUAUUUUCCUUGUGAGUUAGUUACGAGAA